UGAUGCUAAGUAUUGUUUUGAUUUGCUUGGUCGUAACAUUUUCAGUUAACGCUGGACGAAAGAAUUUAGGACCUAUAAUAAUAGAAAGAUUUCCACCGACACGGAACACAUUAAAUCGGGUGUGUGCUGACGAUGCUCCUCGGGUUUUCAGGGGCGAGGCAGUUUCAGUUGAUUCUGAAUUUUGUCUACCUGCUCCAGGACCAAUUAAGGGGUGUUUCAAUGUGGACAUCCAUCCACUUUUUGGCCUUGUGUGUCCAAAUAAGGCGUACAUAAAUGGGUUCUUGAACGACGGUAGAAGAAGGCGAAUCCGUUGUUGCUCCGCACUUGGGGUCUCCUAUACAGAUAGAGAGUGUCGGGAAUAUUUCCGGACAAGACAAAACUUCAGAUCACCAUUACCACAAGGUUUUUAUCUAACAGCAAUAAAACCAGCCAUUAUCAAAGGUGUUCGAGGUGAAAUCGUUAGAGGCUGUCUUUACAGAAAUAUUGUGUUUCAUUACGGAGGAAGAAGAGAAUACUAAGCUAAAAAAUAAUUCCGACCACUGAGUUCUCAUGGUGCAGACUGGAAAUCCUCAAGAACAAGAAUGUAAAAAAAGAAAUCUUUGGAAAAAUAUUAUCAAUAUCUGACCGUUAUUUAUCCAGCAAAAUAAAGAAUUUGUAAUGCAGUUCAAUCUUUUUCCAUGAAACAAAUUUCUUUCAUGUUAAGUGUGUUUUAAAAUCUAUGUUUGUUGGUCUUGUUCUUUUAUUUAUAAUCCGUCUAUUUAGUUUCUGCUUUGUUCUGAUUGAUUUAACCCCCUGAGCCAGUUCGCAGAAAUGUUAGUGGCAAAUUUCACCAC
Messenger RNA from Saccostrea echinata, 833 nucleotides. RefSeq lists its product as uncharacterized. The transcript is spliced from 5 exons. The record is from RefSeq and is a predicted model, not a curated record. NCBI's taxonomy places the organism in Eukaryota, Metazoa, Mollusca, Bivalvia, Ostreida, Ostreidae. The coding region runs from base 3 to 518 and encodes 171 amino acids.